UAAUAGAUAUAAAUACUAGUAAGUGUCUAACUACUGCUUCACUUUUCUCUUUCUCUCUCCCAAAAUCCUUGAACAAGAGAGAGAGAGAGAAAGGAAGAAACACAGCGGAUUUCUUUAUCUUCUGUUCUUCGUUGACAAUGUCGGGAAACAAGCAAGAAGAGGAUCCUCGUAUUAACGGAAUCAAAACUAAGAUCCGUGUCGUUCCAGAUUUUCCCAAGAAAGGAAUAAUGUUUCAAGACAUAACAACAGUGCUGUUGGAUCCCAAAGCCUUCAAAGAUACAAUUGAUCUAUUUGUUGAGAGAUACAGAGACAAGAACAUCUCAGUGGUUGCAGGAAUAGAGGCUCGUGGAUUCCUAUUCGGUCCACCAAUAGCGUUAGCCAUUGGAGCAAAGUUCGUCCCUCUCCGUAAACCCAAGAAAUUGCCAGGUGAAACGAUAUUUGAAGAAUACGAGUUGGAGUACGGGAAUGACCGGCUAGAGAUGCACGUAGGAGCCGUUGAGGCUGGAGACCGAGCUUUGGUAGUUGAUGAUCUAAUUGCGACCGGUGGUACUCUUUGUGCUGCCAUUAACUUGCUCGAGAGGGUUGGGGCAGAAGUUGUGGAAUGUGCAUGCGUGAUCGAGUUACCCGAAUUAAAGGGAAGGCAGAGACUCAAGGGGAAGCCACUAUGCAUGCUGGUGGAGUACCGAUGAUGAUUUUAGCUGAGAUAUUUGGAUUAAUGAUUUGGUUAAUUAAGUUUUGGUUAUGCACCGAAAAUUCGGAUUACGCAGACUUAUUAUUGGAUUAUACAAUAUUUCAAUUGAAAAUCUGGUGGAUUAGCUGGAACAAAUAAUAUAAAUUUCUUUGCUGCUAAAAA
This is a messenger RNA of Raphanus sativus (radish), 853 nucleotides long. Its product is annotated as adenine phosphoribosyltransferase 3. Gene Ontology annotation, biological process: adenine salvage. NCBI's taxonomy places the organism in Eukaryota, Viridiplantae, Streptophyta, Magnoliopsida, Brassicales, Brassicaceae. The record is from RefSeq and is a predicted model, not a curated record. Bases 138 to 689 code for a protein of 183 amino acids. Gene Ontology annotation, cellular component: cytosol; cytoplasm. Gene Ontology annotation, molecular function: adenine phosphoribosyltransferase activity. The transcript has 6 exons.